UGUGAGUCACUCCUCAUCAAUUGACAAGGAAAAGGCGGCACUAAAUAUGGUUCCAUCGCACCUGAGAGGACCUCAUCGACAUCAGCUCUCCCUUUGAGGGGCUAACCCGCCGCACUGCUUGUUUUUAACGCUGUUUACGGACUUGUAGAGACGCCACAACAGUGACGGACUGUGACGGCAGCAAUAGGUAGAAUAGCCCUACAUUCUUUGGGUAAACAACGUCGUCUUCGUUCCAAGGAAGACUACGGAAGUUAUCUGCCCGAAGACAGGAAAUCACCGCAGGCUCGAGAAGACGUGGAAUCUGCUUCUUCUUUUUUUUACGUUUUGUAUUUAAAUUGUUUACACUAAAUCGGAUUGGCUUUCCAGUGCUGCUUUAAUCAUGCCUGGCCACAGGAGACAGCCCAGCACAGAGCUACUGGAAUUAAUGGGAGUCGUGAGAGAGAAUGGCAAUGAUCAGAAGUCACUUCCUCCUGUGGGAACGCCACUGUCGUACGACUACAUUUUGGUGGCGAAAACGAGAGAGCCCCAUGAUCGAGAGGCCGUCAAAAAGCAAAACGAAUUCAUUGAAGAACUGAAAAAGAAACAUUUCAAAGUCAAAAAAAUCAUAGACGAGGACCUGGUCUUCUUUGGCAUGCAAGCUCCUAAUGAGAUUUUUGAGAAGUACCGAUACCUGCUCAAAGUUUCUGACGCCUGUAAUUGGAGCUCAGACCAGAACCACGUGCCUCUCAGCACCAGGAUCAGGGUGGUCCACUUCAUCUUGAAUCACACACCUAUUCAUUCAGGAGAGAAUCUUCGAGAACUCAUGAGGAUGAAGGUAUUUGAGGCGAAAUUCUGCCUACAUGAGAAAAAGAAACAGCAAGAGUUGACAAAAAGCUGGGCUCGAUGGACCGCUUGUUUCCAAGGGCAACCCAUAACUGAUAUCAGGAACUACUUUGGGGAGAAGGUGGCCUUGUACUACCUGUGGCUGGGCUGGUACACAUUCAUGCUCAUCGCGCCUGCUGUCAUCGGAAUCAUUGUCUUCCUCUAUGGCAUCGCCUUCUUCACCACGUCGCCCCUCAUAACGGAGGUCUGCGAGGCCGACACAGUCAUGUGCCCGCUUUGUGACAAAUGCAAAGUGUGGAUGCUCUCAGACACGUGCACCUAUGCCAAAGUGAGCUUACUGUUUGACAAUAACGGCACAGUCCUCUUUGCCAUGUCAAUGGCAGUUUGGGCCACACUGUUUUUGGAGUUCUGGAAAAGACAUCGAACAACCUACGUGUGUGACUGGAAGGUGUCUGAUUGGUGUGAGGAGGAGGAGGAACUAAUCUUGGAGAUUGUCAACAACGCAAACUGUGAACCCAAAAAACACAAGCACUCCUAUCUACGCAGCACUCUGGUUUUGAUCUGUGUCACACUAAUGAUACUGGUGAUAAUCGGUCUGACAUACGCACUGGUGGUGUUCAGGGUGAUUGCAGCAGGAGAGUUGGCUGAGGGAUCAUGGGAAUUCCUGAGUACGCACGCCAUCAGUGCAGCCAUGAUGCUGGGCGCAGUCCUCCAUUACCUGAUCAUCACUGUCAUGACGCGGGUCAACAAGUACGUGGCCGGGAAACUCUGCCGAAUAGAGAAAACUAGAUCAUUUGCCGCCACGGAAAGGAGUUUCACCGUUAAGAUGUUCACCUUUCAGUUCUUCACCUAUUUUUCCUCACUCUUCUAUGUGGCCUUUUUCCUCGGCAGGAUUAACGGUCGUCCUGGUAGUUACGUGCGCAUUGCAAGCAAAUGGAGGUUAGAAGAGUGUCACCCCAGUGGUUGCCUCACAGACCUCUUUACCCAAAUGGCCAUCAUAAUGGUACUCAAGCAAACCAUCAGCAACGUCUUUGAGUUCACCGGCCCGUGGUUCGGCAAGUGGUUGAGGAGGAAAAGAACUCCCAAGCUUCGCAGGAAGUGUGCCUACUGCUACCUUAAAGACGACUCUAGACACGGCGAGCUGUGCGAGAACUGCAAGCUGCGAGAUUGGCUGAGCAACUACCGCCUCAAUGAUGUGGACUCCUUCAGCCUUUUUAAAGAGUUCCUAGAGAUGGUGAUCCAGUUCAGCUUCACCACAAUAUUUGUGGCAGCGUUUCCACUCGCUCCUCUGUUGGCCCUAAUCAAUAACGUGGUUGAGAUUCGCUUGGAUGCAAUUAAGAUGGUCACCCUGGAGCGCAGACUGGUUCCCAAGAAGACAAAUGAUAUCGGUGUGUGGAUCAAUUUGUUGGAGGCUAUUGGGGUAUUAGCCGUCAUUGCGAAUGGGCUCGUCAUCGGCGUUUCUUCAGACUUCAUCCCUCGAUUGGCAUAUCGUUUCCUUUACGGUCCGUGUUCCAACGGCACCAAGACAGUAUCUGAUUGCAUGAGCGGCUACAUAAACAACACUCUUUCCAUUGCAAAGAUGCAGCUGGUCACUCCUACUGGAUUGAAUGUCUCCUCCUGCAGCUAUAAAGACUACAGGGACAACGAGGAUUAUAACCACACACCACAAUACUGGCUUAUUUUGGCUCUGCGCUUUGCAUUUGUCAUCUUGUUUGAGCACAUUGUGGUAAUAUGCAAAUUCAUCGCAGCCUGGUUUGUCCCAGCCUCCACCAUGGCGGUCAAAAACGACAGACUCCUUGAUAAGCUUAAAAGACUAAAAGAAGAACUCAGGUCGUUUGAGAGUGGGCGUUGACACUUUAAUGGAGUGAAUUUUCUCAAAAUGGAAUAUGAACCCAGUGUUGCCUUGUGGAUUUAAUUGUCCCAACGAUCAAUGUUGAGUCAACUUCCAAGCCAUCGAUCAUCACCUUGAAGUGUUCAACUACUAGAGGACUCUGACUCUUUUACUUUUGCUAUCAUUGUGUUAUUAUACAGUCAGCCAUUAGAAGCUGGCUCGUGUAAAUACAUAUGAAUAACACAUUCCUGCAUGGACGAGUAUGCAGUCACUCAUUUUACUGUCUUUCAUGAUAUUAUGUGUGUUCUAUUCUGAGAAUGUGCUCAGUUUCCUGAUUGAUCUCAGUAUUUGUGACUUUUAUUUGUCGGUCAAGCCUCAUGGUAAUUUUUACUGCUAUCGAUUGUUUUACAAUGUUGCCUUAUAUUGUGAAAAGUGGUUAUUGCCAUUGUUGCUGAGUGACUGACAGAAGGCAGGAGAACGUUUUGCAUUUUCAUGUUUUAUACAGAUAAGAGGAACGUCACAUCCUCAAGGAAUGUCUUUAUAUUUAAAGUUCUCUUUGAAUGUGGCAGUUAAUGUAGUAAAUGUAGUCAAAAUGUUUGACUACAAAACAUUACAUGUGCUGUGCUGUAAGUACUUUUAUCUGAGCUUCUUUUUUUUAAAAUGAUGUUUACAAUUGUUUGUCAGUGUUAUUU
Molecule: messenger RNA, 3345 nt
Organism: Entelurus aequoreus (snake pipefish)
Lineage: Eukaryota; Metazoa; Chordata; Actinopteri; Syngnathiformes; Syngnathidae
Product: anoctamin-9
Exons: 24
Coding region: 380-2674 (764 amino acids)
Biological process (GO): chloride transmembrane transport
Cellular component (GO): plasma membrane
Molecular function (GO): protein dimerization activity; chloride channel activity
Source: RefSeq, a predicted model, not a curated record